UCUGUUGUCUUCGGCUCAGCUGAUCGGCUCCUCCCGGGACGUGUGGCUGCGGCGUGCGGGAUUUUCUUCACCUUUUUUUCGGGUUUUCUGGAGAUGGAAGGCGUGUGGAGGCGAGACUGAUUGGUUGGGUUAGUCUUUGGAAGAUUGGUGAUUCGUCGUUCGGUGGAAGAAGAGGAUUUGGAGUGGAUUAUAAGAAGCAAAAAUGGCCAUGGCAGCGAAGCACCGGGCAUCUGCCCUCAAGCAACAGAACAAGAAGCAUAAAGUCCUGGGGCAUCGCACUAAAGGACAGCUCACUAAAGUCAACAAAGGCAGAGUAGCCAUCACUGCCCAAAGCAGGAGAGCCAAGAAAGAGAUGAGUCGGGAACAGAGGAAGAACCAGAUGAAGCAGCUCCGAUCACAGAAGAGGGAAGAAGCCAUGUCGCAAAAGCGUGCCGUCGGGACAGCGAACAACCCUCCCUUCCUGGUCACCAUCGUGCCACUCAGCCCAGACAUCAACCCUAGGAAGAUCAUAAGUGCCCUGACCUCCUGUGACCCAGAAGCCACCACCACCACCAGCGCCCAGGGCAUUGUGCAUCUCAGUUCCAUGCGCUACAAGCAGAGAUUUUCUUUCCUUAUUCCCCCAGUGAACGACUUGUACGCCAUUCUGGAUAGUGUAAAAGUUAGCAACACACUUAUGCUGCUGUGGCCAGCCCGUGAUGAAGUGGAGGAUGCGGCUGAACUUGUGUUGUCAUCCAUCAAGGCCCAAGCUUUACCUGCGACCAUACACAUCGCUGCGUCUAUGGAUGACAUGGCUCAAAAGGCAACAUCCAGUGUCCCGGAGGAGAUGGACACACACAGUUUAGACGAGGAGCUUAGUUCUCGUCUUGUCCUGGGACCAUCCCCGGCAAAAAAGCCCAAUAGAAAAGUGCAGAUGAGACAGCGUUUAGUCAAGGAGAUUGAGUCAAGGUUUCCUGGAAAUGCCAAGCUCUUCACGGUAGAAAACGACCAAGAAGCAAUGUUGGUUCUGCGGCACAUUGGCUCACAGAAGCAGCGCCCCAUCUUCUUCAAGGACAACCGACCACACAUGAUGGCUGAGAAGGUCGAGUUUGAAGAGAAGGGUCCAACAGGAACUUUGAAGGUGUAUGGAUAUGUGCGAGGACAACCGCUGUCGGUGAAUGGCCUAGUCCACGUACCAGGAUGGGGAGAUUUCCAAAUGAGUCACACUUACUUGUUAGAGGACCCCCAUCCACUGGAGCGCAGAGGCAAGAACGCCGCUAUGACAAAUGAUGAACCACAGCUGAUUGACGAGGCUAAUCCUGAGACCCGAGAAACACUCAUAUCAACGAAUGAGAUUGAUCCUAUGGAAGGAGAACAGACUUGGCCAACCCAAGAGGAGCUCGAAGAAGCGGAGGAUAACAUUAAGCCAAAGCCAAGGACGAAGAGAGUGCCCAAGGGAACGUCAGAGUAUCAGGCAGCGUGGAUUCUAGACAGCGAAGAAGAUGACGAUGGUGAUGAAGAUGAAGACGACAUUGACAGUCAAAUGGACAACAGUGAAUUUGCCCCUGUCGAUGCCAUGUCUCAGGAUGGUUGCGAGCAGGAAGAGGAAGAGGAGGAAGAUGAAGAAGAAUAUGAGACCAUGACCUUGCCAGACCCCGAGGGUGCAAACUAUGAUGAUAAAUAUGACUACAAGGAGGAUAUGGAUGCCUUAGAAAAAUUAAGAGCUGCUCGUGAAGACGCAGAGUUCCCGGAUGAGAUUGACACGCCAAGGGACAUCUCCAGUAGAAUACGUUUCCAAAAAUACAGAGGUCUCCAGAGCUUCCGCACAUCAGCCUGGGACCCAGAUGAAAACCUCCCUGUUGAUUAUUCAAGAAUAUUCCAGUUCAAAAAUUUCGUCCACUCAAAAAAGAGAAUAAUGAAAGAAGACAGAGAAGGAGCCCUGCCUGGUUGGUAUAUCAUUGUCCACAUCCAAGACGUCCCCCGACACCUGUACGACAGCCAAGUCACCAGCCAAGCGCCUUUGGUCAUCUUCGGUCUCCUUCCCCACGAGCAGAAGAUGUCUGUCAUGAACAUUGUCAUCAAGUCACACUCCUUAGGCCAUUACCGGCCCAUUAGGUCAAAAGAGCGCCUCAUUUUCCAUGUUGGUUUCAGAAGAUUUGCCAAUAGCCCCAUCUUUAGUGAACACUCUACUGGCAACAAACACAAAUUUGCCAGAUACUUCCAUCCAGGAACAACAGUGGUAGCAAGUAUGUUUGCUCCAAUCACAUUCCCUCCAGUGUCUGUGCUGAUGUUUAGGGAGAGACCAGAUGGCGCACAGGAUUUGGUAGGGACAGGUUCAUUAUAUGACAUGAACCCCAAAAGGAUAGUUGUCAAGAGAGUGGUACUCAGUGGUUUUCCAUUCAAGAUUAACCGCAAGAGUGCUGUCAUCCGGCACAUGUUCUACAACCGAGAGGACAUCCUGUGGUUUAAGCCAGUCGAGCUUAGAACAAAGUGGGGAAGACGAGGCCAUAUCAAGGAACCCCUAGGUACUCAUGGCCACAUGAAGUGUUACUUUGAUGGGCAGCUGAAGGCCCAGGACACGAUAUUGCUGAACCUAUACAAACGAAUGUUCCCCAAGUGGACAUUUGAUCCACAUGCUGCCCGACCUCCACCCCUCUACACUUUUAAGUCGUCAGGCAACGCAGCUGAUUCGAGUGAUGAAGAGAAUGAGGAAAAUCAGCCUGCAAAGAAGGCCAGAGUAGUUCAGUUUCAUAAUUCAGGCCUUUAAUCCGUCGGUGUUAUAGAACCUAUGGAACGCUAUGUAAUUUAUUAAUUAUAGAGAUCGGGUGAAAGUCACUUUAGACUGAAAGCAAGUCAAGCUUCUCAAUUAACAGUUUAUGGGACAGCUUAAAUUUGCCUCAAAUAUUUAGGAUCAGAUUGCAUGGUUAUAUUAAUUGAUUUAUUUUUCAGAUUGUUGAAAUCUCACUUUUUCCAUUAUUGUUAUUUAGAGUUUUUAUGUUUGUCAUAUUAUCUCUUGUAAAAUUAUCUUAUCUGUCCUAUGCUCAUUUUCUGUCGUAAUAAAUAUUUAUGACAUUUCUAAUGAAAUCCA
Molecule: messenger RNA, 3064 nt
Organism: Penaeus chinensis
Lineage: Eukaryota; Metazoa; Arthropoda; Malacostraca; Decapoda; Penaeidae
Gene: Tsr1
Product: pre-rRNA-processing protein TSR1 homolog
Exons: 16
Coding region: 203-2743 (846 amino acids)
Biological process (GO): protein import into nucleus; ribosome biogenesis; endonucleolytic cleavage of tricistronic rRNA transcript (SSU-rRNA, 5.8S rRNA, LSU-rRNA)
Cellular component (GO): preribosome, small subunit precursor; nucleus
Molecular function (GO): GTPase activity; U3 snoRNA binding; GTP binding
Source: RefSeq, a predicted model, not a curated record